UCUUCGACGGACAGCUCAGCGACAUCGAGAAGGUGCUGAAUCGGAGUACCUGCGUCUGUAAGAAAUUUGAGGAACGAUAGACACUCGCGAGAAUGGCGGCCAUCAGUUUGUUGAAUCCGAAAGCCGAGUUCGCCCGGGCGGCACAGGCGUUGGCGGUGAACAUCACUGCCGCUAAAGGCAUUCAGGAUGUGAUGAAAACCAAUUUGGGUCCCAAGGGAACCAUGAAGAUGUUGGUUUCAGGAGCUAGAGAUAUAAAGAUCACAAAGGAUGGUAACGUGCUUCUUCAUGAAAUGCAAAUUCAACAUCCCACAGCGUCUUUAAUAGCAAGAGCAUCUACUGCUCAAGACGAUAUGAGCGGUGACGGUACCACCAGUACUGUGUUAGUUAUUGGUGAACUUCUUAAGCAAGCUGAUUUGUACAUAUGCGAAGGACUACACCCAAGGGUCAUCACAGAAGGUUUCGACUUGGCCCGCGCCAAGACAUUAGAAGUGUUGAGCUCCUUGAAGAUCCCUAUUGAACCUACCAAGCAGAAUCUGAUGAAUAUCGCGAUGACUUCUCUCAGAACAAAACUUCACCGUACUGUAGCUGACAAGUUAACAGAGAUCUGUGUAGAUGCUGUGUUGGCUAUUCAACAGCCGGAUCAAGAGAUAGACCUGCACAUGGUCGAAUUGAUGGAGAUGCAGCAUAGAACAGCGGUCGACACCACUCUGAUUCGUGGUAUAGUCACCGAUCAUGGAUCGAGGCAUCCUGAUAUGCCGAAAAGAUUAGAGAAUGCGUACAUUCUCACCUGUAAUGUGAGCCUGGAAUAUGAGAAAAGUGAGGUGAAUAGCGGGUUCUUCUACAAAUCAGCCGAGGAGCGCGAGAAAUUAGUGGCUGCCGAGCGUGUGUUCAUCGAUAAUCGUGUACAGAAGAUUAUCGAGAUGAAGAAGAAGUUAUGCGACGGAACGGACAAGUCGUUCGUCAUCAUAAAUCAGAAGGGAAUCGACCCGCAAUCUCUGGACAUGCUCGCGAAAGAAAACAUCAUGGCGCUGCGUAGAGCCAAGCGCAGGAAUAUGGAGCGCUUGGCGCUCGCGUGCGGUGGCGUGGCCAUGAAUUCCGUGGACGAUUUGAAGGAAGAACAGUUGGGAUGGGCUGGCCUCGUCUACGAACACGUCCUGGGAGAGACUAAGUAUACCUUCAUCGAAGAGUGCAAAAAACCGAAUUCUGUGACCAUUUUGUUAAAGGGACCGAACAAGCAUACGCUGAUGCAAUUGAAAGAUGCUGUGCGCGAUGGGCUUAGGGCGGUGAAAAAUGCGAUCGACGAUCGUGCGGUGGUUCCUGGAGCUGGUGCCUUUGAAGUCGCGGCCAGCCAAGCUCUUCAGCAAUAUAAAGAGAACGUUAAAGGGAAACAACGUCUGGGAGUUCAGGCCUAUGCAGAGGCUCUGCUCGUCAUUCCGAAGACUCUCGCUAUUAACAGCGGAUUCGACGCGCAAGAUACAAUUGUUAAAUUAUUUGAGGAAAGAACCGCUUUAGGGGAGGCAGUGGGGUUGGAUCUGUCCACAGGAGAAGCUUUGAAACCCGUGGAUCAUGGCAUUUAUGAUAAUUAUAAUGUAAAGAAACAAAUUAUCAAUUCCUGCACGAUCAUCGCUAGUAACCUCCUUCUGGUCGACGAAAUAAUGAGAGCGGGAUUAUCUUCGCUAAAGGGCUAAAUGUUAAACGCAUCUUUCUUGUGGAAUUUAAGAAAUUCUAAGGACCAUUAAAACUUUUUUCACGAAACAAGUUAAAUUACUAAAUUAUUACUCAUUUUGCACUGCGCCUGUUAACUGAAUUUGCCAUAUAAUCUUGCUUUUAAUAUGACCACAAUAACACAAUAAUUAACAACAUAUUAAAUGUUAAUAAAGUAAUGCUUCUUUUGUAAAAAAUAUCCCGUUUUACUUGCCGAAUUCAUAGCGACAUAAAAUUUCAAGCAAAAGUACAAAGUGUCUAGGAAAGUAUAAAUUCAUAGUUAUACGAAUAAUGUGAACGUCAUAUAUUUUAAACAAAAAAACAAAAUAAAUUAUUGAAAUUAACUGAAAGGUAA
This is a messenger RNA of Dinoponera quadriceps, 2059 nucleotides long. It is a transcript of the gene CCT6, whose product is annotated as T-complex protein 1 subunit zeta. The transcript has 7 exons. Bases 93 to 1688 code for a protein of 531 amino acids. NCBI's taxonomy places the organism in Eukaryota, Metazoa, Arthropoda, Insecta, Hymenoptera, Formicidae. Gene Ontology annotation, biological process: protein folding. Gene Ontology annotation, molecular function: ATP hydrolysis activity; ATP binding; ATP-dependent protein folding chaperone. The record is from RefSeq and is a predicted model, not a curated record. Gene Ontology annotation, cellular component: chaperonin-containing T-complex.